Molecule: messenger RNA, 1014 nt
Organism: Eremothecium cymbalariae DBVPG#7215
Lineage: Eukaryota; Fungi; Ascomycota; Saccharomycetes; Saccharomycetales; Saccharomycetaceae
Gene: HEM13
Product: coproporphyrinogen oxidase
Exons: 1
Coding region: 1-1014 (337 amino acids)
Cellular component (GO): cytoplasm; mitochondrial intermembrane space
Molecular function (GO): coproporphyrinogen oxidase activity
Source: RefSeq, a predicted model, not a curated record
AUGAAGAUGACGGGGAAAGAAAUGAUGCCCGAGACUAGUAGCAGUGGAAAUGCGAGUGUGCCAUCCAUACGUGAUAGAAUGGAGGAAUUGAUUCGCCGUAAACAGCGCGAGAUUACUGCUGAGCUUGAGAAGAUUGAUACGGUGAAGUUCAGGGCGGAUUCGUGGAAGCGUGGUGAAGAUGGAGGCGGAGGUACUUCAUGUGUUCUGCAGAAUGGUACUACUUUUGAGAAGGCUGGUGUGAACAUUUCAGUGGUUUAUGGGGCUUUGUCGCCUGCGGCGAUCACAGCCAUGAGGGUGGAACACAAGAAGCUUCAGAUAUCGACCAAGGGAGAUAAUGGGGAAGAGCCUACAGGGGUCAACUUUUUUGCUUGUGGGUUGUCAAUGGUGGUUCAUCCUCAUAAUCCUCAUGCCCCAACGGUGCAUCUCAAUUAUCGGUAUUUCGAGACUUGGAAUGCCGAUGGAACUCCUCAGACGUGGUGGUUUGGUGGUGGCUCAGAUUUGACACCUAGCUAUUUGUAUGAGGAAGAUGCCAAGUUAUUCCAUAGUACACAUAAGGCUGCUCUUGACAAGCACGAUGUGGCGUUUUACCCCAAGUUCAAAAAAUGGUGUGAUGAAUACUUCUAUAUAAAGCAUCGGGAAGAGGCGAGAGGGAUUGGAGGCAUAUUCUUUGAUGAUUUGGAUGAUCGGGACCCUGAGGAUCUUCUUGGGUUGUGUGAGGACUGUUUAGAUGCCUGCAUGCCUGCCUAUAUUCCUAUUAUCAAUCGCCGGAAAGACAUGGAGUUUACUGAUGAAGAACGUGAGUGGCAGCAGAUCAGACGUGGUCGCUACGUCGAAUUUAACUUGGUGCUAGACAGAGGUACGCAGUUCGGGCUUCGUACUCCUGGUUCCAGGAUCGAGUCCAUCUUAAUGUCAUUGCCCGUCACGGCAAAAUGGUUGUAUGAUCAUCACCCCGAGCCAGGUUCUAGAGAGGCAGAACUGCUUGAAGUUGUAAAGAACCCUAGGGAUUGGCUCUAA